Anolis sagrei ordinatus is the source of this 1738-nucleotide messenger RNA. NCBI's taxonomy places the organism in Eukaryota, Metazoa, Chordata, Lepidosauria, Squamata, Anolidae. The record is from RefSeq and is a predicted model, not a curated record.
UUGCUAUCACUUCAAAAGGGAAAUUUGAUCCAUCUAGAAGUCAGACAAGAAGCACUGAAACCUCACAGAAAGACUGGUAAUUUGCAAAGUCUAGAACCAUGAGCACUGCAGGGAAAGUCAUCAAAUGUAAAGCCGCCAUAGUCUUUGAAGCUAAGGGACCUUUUAAGAUUGUGGAAAUAGAAGUGGCCCCUCCAAAGGCACAUGAAGUUCGCAUUGAGAUCUUGGCUUCUGGAAUCUGCCGCACAGAUGACCACGCACAGGGUGGUGAAAUAGAAGUGAGCUACCCAGUUAUUGCUGGUCAUGAAGCAAUUGGUAUUGUGGAGAGCAUUGGGGAAGGAGUUACCUGUGUGAAGCCAGGAGACAAAGUCAUCCCACUCUGCCUCCCACAAUGUGGGAGAUGUCCGCCUUGCAAGAAUCCAGAGGGCAAUAUGUGUGAAAAGUCUGACUUUCUUCCAGCUAAGGGGCUAAUGUAUGAUGGCACCAGCAGAUUCUCUUACAAAGGGAAGACAAUUCAUAAUUUUGUUAAUACCAGCACCUUUACUGAAUACACCGUAGUGCAUGAGGAUGCGGUGGUCAAAGUUGAUCCUGCAGCUCCCAUUGAGAAAGCUGUUCUGAUAGGCUGCGGAUUUUCCACUGGCUAUGGCGCUGCCACCAAAACUGCAAAGGUGAGACCUGGUUCUACUUGUGCUGUUUUUGGUCUGGGAGGAGUUGGCCUCUCAGUAGUCAUAGGCUGUAAAACAUCUGGAGCAUCCCGGAUCAUUGGGAUUGACAUCAACAAGGCUAAAUUUCCCAUAGCUAAAGAGCUGGGUGCCACUGAAUGUAUCAGCCCUCUGGAUUUCAAGAAGCCCAUCAAUGAAGUGCUGCAUGACAUGACUGAUGGAAAAGGCAUGGACUAUUCCUUUGAAGUGAUUGGACAUACUGACACCAUGGCUGCUGCAUUGGCUUCCUGCAACAAGAACUACGGUGUCAGUGUGAUGGUGGGAGUACCACCCUCAGCAGCGGACAUGACUAUAUCACCAACACUUAUUUUUACAGGGCGCACUUGGAAAGGAUCUCUGUUUGGAGGUCUGAAAACCAAAGAUGAUAUUCCUAACCUGGUUUUGGGAGUCAUUGAGAAAAAGUUCAAUCUAGAUCCACUAGUCACCCAUGUUCUGCCUUUUGAGAAAAUCAAUGAAGGCUUUGAACUCCUCCAUAAAGGACAAAGUAUUCGCACUGUUCUGAAAAUGUAAAGAUCCUGGAAGGGAAAAUACAAGGCACCUGGAUUCCAGCAGAAUGACCAAUUACAAAUUACAUCAUGGAACAUCUGUGGAAAGAGUUGCAUAUUAUUGUAUUCCAAGCAGCAAUAUUGCUUUAGCAACUUAUAAUUCAAUCCUAGCUUUCUCAGGGUAAAAUACAAGAUAACCCUGACUUCUUACUCAUAUUCUCAAUGCCUUGGAGACUAUGUUUAAUUAAGCCAUAGUAAACCAAUCAUUGUCAUCAUGGGGUGGUGGGGUAUUAGUACGCAGACAUAUAUUUGUAUGGGAAUGAGUCUCAUUGAAUUAACAUCUGAGAGCAAAUGCACUGCUAAUCACUAUCUUGCAAUUAUCCAAGAGAACUAUAUUUAGUGGAAAUAUAAUUACUAAAAUAAUUUUAUAAUUCUCAGUGCAGACUCUGCCUGAAAUACUGUAAUUUUGGAGAAUAUUUUGUUUAUUUUACAUGAAAUGCUGGCAUUGGCUAAUAAAUAUUUUUUUCUCAGUAA